Molecule: messenger RNA, 1905 nt
Organism: Perkinsus marinus ATCC 50983
Lineage: Eukaryota; Perkinsozoa; Perkinsida; Perkinsidae
Exons: 14
Coding region: 1-1905 (634 amino acids)
Source: RefSeq, a predicted model, not a curated record
AUGGUGGCAUCAACACCAUGCGACUACUCAGAAAGAGGCUCAGCUGCUCUCGAUAGGCUCGUCCGGAAGGUCGGGGAGUUGGAGGAGACAGCCGAGCGGUGGCGGAAACAACGAGAGGCUGAGGAGGACAUAGCGAAAGAGUUGGCCACGCUCAACACUAUGCCUUCGAGUGGAUUCCACAUGGGGAGGUUGUGGGGCGUUGGCCCUCGUUCUACCGGUUGCUUUGAUGAUCUCGAUGAAUCUGAUUCGGAUGAUUAUAAAAGCUCCUCUGCCGAUUCUGGAGAAGAUGAGGCUUUCUAUUUUGGACUGGAUAGUAGUGGUAGUGAUGUAGAGGAGGAGUACGACCGGUCUCUCGGCCUUCCUUGGUACCAAAGCAGGCCUCGGUCGAAGCGCACGUAUUUUGAUCUCUUUGGAUUAGACGACGACGAGGAGGAAGAGGGGCUGGGGAGGAAGGCAUCUGUAGAUGGUGUCACUUCUACUGUUCCGGCAGUUGCGGCUCCCCAGGUGUGCAGCACGGUGGUGGGGGAUGAAGAUGAUUUGGUGGAUUUAUGGUAUUCGACCGACUACUCACUUGAGGCGGAAGGUGGGCCUUGGUACCGGGACUCGACCGUUCUUAGUAAGCUCAGAGGCAAUAUUGAAAAUUGGAGUGUAUGGGAUAAGAAAGUUCAACUACAACGGCUGAGGGCGAUAGACGAGGCCGGUAGGGUAAGGCAUAGUAUGGCGGCUAGGAGGAGGGAGGAAGAGGAGGAGGAGAGUGUGGCUGAGGAGAAGCGCUUGAGGGUAAUUGAAGAGAAAAAGAGGGUGGAGGCGGAGAAAAGGAAGGUGGAUGAUGAGAAGACUGUCGUAGAGCCCUCGCCACAAUCGCCUAAGAAAUUGGCUGCACCCGCACCAGUGUUGCCGAACACUCCGGAUUUCGCGCGCCACGAAAUCACCGAAAAACCAGUGGCUGUACCUAUACACCCUGUAGCUGAGGAGAAGGCGGCAGAGACUUUACAAACUGCUGGGCUGAGGGCUCUGGAGAAUUUCGUUGAGUCGUGGAGUAGAAAAACGGAGCUGGCGAAGAAGUAUCGGGCGCCGUGGAAAGAAAUAUGUAUUUCUGCGCAGCAAGUGUCUUCCUCACGUAAAAGUGUCAUUUCCACGGCUGAUAAGGUCGCCCGAGCGCUCCUCCGAAAUAGAGAUACGGAGGAGACUGUGAGAUUCUUGGCUUGUGCAUCUGCGGAAAAGUUGAUUUCUUGUUCGGUGAAUAACAGUUUGGAUUUCGUCUGGACUACAGCAUAUCAUGUUCGCUUGGUGGCGGAGAAAUUGAAGGAUGACGAUGUUGUGAAGGAGUGGUAUCUGCAUGCUCUUGUCGGAUGUCUCAAUUUCAAAUGCCCUUGGGUGUCGUGGAUCGAUACGGAGAAGGCUCGGAAGGCAGGAGUUAAACACGUGGAUAGCAGCGAUUGGUAUAAGGAGCAGGAGAAAUACGAUGCUGUUUUCGACAUGGGAACUUAUCUAGUUGGUAUGAACUUGAUAAGAAUAGUGAAGACGUUUGUCAACCUCUGGCUGGCCCUAUGUUUGGUCUUACAGGAUAUCACAUGUGUGUGGCAGUGGAUUGCAGCUCUCGUCAAUGACGCUCAGGGACGAGACCCCGCUUUACCAAUGUUGGUUAACUGCUACCUACGAGUGUGUCGGUAUGAUCUCAAACGCUGGCUUGGACAAACCAAUCAGAGUUCGAAAUUGGAUCGGCUCUUUUCUGGCCCUAUAAGGGAUCGAAUAAGGGAGAUUCGAUCGCUGUACCGGGCAUCUGCUGUGGUUGAGCACUACGGCCUUCUCUGCGAGACUGCACUAGACGACUCAAAUAUCCGACCACCGGAUGGGAUGGAAAUAACAGCGGCUGAGGAGUCGGAGCUCAACUCAAACGUGUGA